Molecule: messenger RNA, 786 nt
Organism: Candida albicans SC5314
Lineage: Eukaryota; Fungi; Ascomycota; Pichiomycetes; Serinales; Debaryomycetaceae
Exons: 2
Coding region: 1-786 (261 amino acids)
Biological process (GO): protein folding in endoplasmic reticulum
Cellular component (GO): EMC complex; membrane
Source: RefSeq, a predicted model, not a curated record
AUGAUUACCCCAGAUUUAUUACUAGAUCCUCAAUUGAAGUAUUGGGUUUUAUUACCCAUUUCUGUUGCAAUGGUAUUGGUGGGACUUCUCAGAUCUAAUAUAACAUAUUUACUCCAACCACAACCAAAAUUGGAAAACUACAAGAAUUUACGUGAGAGUCAAUUUUUACAUCGUGCUAGAUGUUUCCGUGAAAAUAAUUCCGUAUUAUCACCAGAAGAUUUUGAAAUUAGAAAGAAAUAUUUCAUUGAAAAAUUGAAUUCAACUGAAUUCCAUGCUAAAUCACCAAGUGAAAAUAAUGACAAUGAUCCACUUGCUGCAUUCAAUGACCCAAGUUCAAAUGAAGCACUAAUGCAAAUGGCAAAAGGUAAUUUAAUGAAUUAUAUCCCUCAAACAUUAAUAAUGGGUUGGGUUAAUUAUUUUUUUGCUGGAUUUGUCAUUAUGAAAUUGCCAUUCCCAUUAACUGAUGGAUUUAAAAGUAUGUUACAAAAUGGGGUCAUGACACCAGAUUUAAAUGUUCGUUAUGUUUCAGCAAUUUCUUGGUAUUUUGUGAAUUUGUUUGGAUUAAAACCGAUUUAUUCAUUAUUAAUGGGAUCAAGUGAAGCUGAAGAAUUGAUGCAACAACAAGCUCAACAAACUCAACAACAACAAAUGCCUAAUUUGAGUGGACCAGGGGCACCAAAAGCUGAAAAAGUUUUUAAAGCUGAAGCAGAAAAUAUUCAAAUCUUGUCACAAGAAUCGGUGUUUAAUGGUAUUGUAGAUAGAUUUUUAGAAAGAUAUAGUGCAUAA